Molecule: messenger RNA, 1306 nt
Organism: Pseudonaja textilis
Lineage: Eukaryota; Metazoa; Chordata; Lepidosauria; Squamata; Elapidae
Gene: SUCNR1
Product: succinate receptor 1
Biological process (GO): G protein-coupled receptor signaling pathway
Cellular component (GO): plasma membrane
Molecular function (GO): G protein-coupled receptor activity
Source: RefSeq, a predicted model, not a curated record
UAAACUUCCAGUAACUACUGAAUCAUUAACCACUUUCAAUACAGUAUGCAAAUCAGGCAGAGUCUUCUCUUGGGCUCUUUUCAAAUAUACUGGCUCAUCCCUCAGAACAUGGUCAAGACAUAUCUUGUAAGGAUAAUACCCAUUCUACAGAAUGGACACAAAUGGCACCAGAGAAUGCAUGAAGCUACCUGACUAUCUUGAAAAAUAUUAUCUUACCACCAUGUACUCUCUUGAAUUCAUCUUUGGCUUCAUUGGAAACGUUGUUGUUGGUUUGGGUUCACUUUUCUACUGGAAGACCUGGAAAAGUGGCAACAUCUACCUGUUCAACUUAAUCCUGUCAGAUUUAUCUUUCCUUUGCACGCUUCCAUGGCUAGUGUCAAGUUAUUCCAAAGGAACAGAUGACGACACGUGGUGCCAAUUUAAUAGAAUUAUCCUCUUCUUUAAUUUGUACACAAGCAUCCUUUUCCUGACUUUUAUAAGUAUUGACAGGUAUCUGCUCAUAAAGUACCCCUUCAAAAAUCACUUUCUGCAGAAGAGAGCCACAGCUAUUGUUAUCUCAGUAGCCAUAUGGAUCUGGAUUAUAUUGGAACUAUCUCCCAUAUACUACUUCAUCACCACUCAGAACAGCAGUGGCAGCCAAUGUUUAGAUUAUGCAAGUUCAGGAAAUGCCAUCCCCAACCUCAUCUAUAGCCUGAUCUUAACAGUCACUGGGUUUAUAAUCCCAUUGUGCAUCAUGUGGUUUUUUUACAUAAAGACUCGUGCUCUCCUUAUAAGCCACAGUUUGCAGAUCACUACCACUCUGCCACUUGAGAAGCCUCUCGUGCUAAUCAUUAUGGCAGUGAGCAUUUUCUCACUUCUAUUUGCUCCCUAUCAUGUCAUGCGUAAUGUUAGAAUUGCCUCCCGAGCAUCAUCAUUCUGGAAGUCUUCUGAAUGCACAAAGAACCUGAUUAAAGCUGUUUACACAAUAACAAGGCCUAUUGCCUUCUUGAACAGUGUAAUUAAUCCCAUCUUUUAUUUCUUAAUGGGGGAUCACUUCAGAGAGAUGCUUGUGAUCAAUGUAAGACAUUUCUUAAAAAGAAUUCUACCUUGCUAUAAAUGAAGUUUUGAGGAAGCUUUGAGCAAGAUGGAACACAUCAGAUUGCUAGUUUAUGGGGUACAAGCUACAAGUUUUACUAACAAUCUGUCAAUUGUCCAUGAACUCAAGUGGAUUCUAAAUGUGGAUUUCAAAUUCUGUUGUUUUCGUCAAGUAUUUCAUCCCAGCUUGAAAUAUUAUGGCGCGUGUUUGGGUCCCAUUAGGUGGAUAAAA